Adineta steineri is the source of this 1422-nucleotide messenger RNA. The record is from the annotation of a GenBank genome assembly. Lineage: Eukaryota; Metazoa; Rotifera; Eurotatoria; Adinetida; Adinetidae.
AUGAAGAGUGAUAUGAUUCAACAAACACAAAGCAUACUUAAUCUUAUCGCUAAACGCGAUUUAGAUGAUGAUGAAAAGAAACAAUUAAUCAAUGAAACUGUGGAUAAUUUCAAUGAGUAUAUUAAUCCAGGUUUCUUAAAAUAUCGUAAAUCAUUCUCACCUGACUAUGUCGCCGUUGAAUGGGCUGACAGUGGUAACACAUUUACAUGUGUGAAGGGUAUUGAAUAUAUUGAUUGUUUAGGUGGAUAUGGCAUUUAUAAUGUCGGUCAUCGUCAUCCAAAAGUAGUAAAAGCAGUUACUGAUCAAUUGAAUCGUCAAGCACUCCAUUCACAAGAACUACUUGAUCCAUUACGUGGUUAUUUGGCAAAAAUUUUAGCUGAAUUAGCACCGGGAAAUUUAAAAUAUGCAUUUUUUACUAACAGUGGAACAGAAUCAGUUGAAGGUGCAUUAAAAAUGGCAAUGCUUGCAACUGGCCGUCGAACAGUUAUUGCAGCUGUUGGAGGUUUUCAUGGUAAAAGUUUAGGAGCAUUAAGCGCAACUUCCAAAGCGGUUUUUCGAAAACCAUUCUUACCAUCAUUGCAUAGUAUGCGUCAUAUUCCAUUCAAUGACUUACAUGCACUCGAACAAACAUUAUCUUGUCUACAAUAUACCGGAGAUGAUGCUGCUGCUGUUUUACUUGAACCGAUACUUGGUGAAGGUGGAAUAAUUGUACCAGGUGAUGAAUAUUUUCCAGGUGUUCGUCGUUUGUGUGAUAAAUAUGGUGCACUUUUAAUUGCGGAUGAAGUUCAAACUGGUAUGGGAAGAACAGGAAAAAUGUUUUGUGUUGAACAUUGGAAUGUUGAACCAGAUAUAUUAUGUUUGGGAAAAGCUUUUGGUGGUGGAGUUAUGCCCGCAGGUGCCUUUAUUGGAACAGAAAAACUAUGGUCACCUAUAUUUUCAAAUCCAUUUUUACAUACAACAACAUUUGGUGGUAAUCCAUUAGCAUGUGCAGCUGCAAUAGCAACAAUAAAUGUUAUACUUGAAGAACGUCUUUGUGAACGUGCUCGAACUAUUGGUGAUAUAUUUUUAGCUAAAGUUAAAUCAACUAUUAAACCUUAUACACCACAUUUAACAAUUGAUGCACGUGGUAAAGGUUUAAUGAUGGCAAUAGAAUUUGCUGAUACAGAUGUCGGUUUUCGUGUAUCAAAAGGUUUAUUUAAAGAAAGAGUUCUUGUUGCUGGCACAUUAGUUAAUGCUAAAACAAUACGUAUUGAACCACCAUUAACUAUAACAUUAGAACAAGUUGAUGUUGUUAUUACUGCAUUGGGUAAAGUUUUAAAAGAAAUUGCAAGUGAAAUGAAACCUCAAUUAAUAAUUGAACCAAUUAUCAAACCAAUACCAGUUAAUAUUCUUCAACAAACUGUACUUUCCAGACAAUUGUAA